Molecule: messenger RNA, 1484 nt
Organism: Jatropha curcas
Lineage: Eukaryota; Viridiplantae; Streptophyta; Magnoliopsida; Malpighiales; Euphorbiaceae
Gene: AR781
Product: DUF1645-domain containing protein
Source: RefSeq, a predicted model, not a curated record
AGCUCCUAUCUUAUAUGACUUGAUGGUCAACAAAUAACACUGAGCGCUCCUUCUCUUUUCUUUCCUACUUCUCUCUAUAUUUAUUUGCUUCCCCGCCAACCCCAACCUGUCUUUCCCUCUCCCUCCUAUUCCAAAUCAAUCAAUCAUCAACACCAAAUAAACUUACUUCAACAUGUUAAAAAUGGAAGUGGCUGUACCUCCACCGACAAUGGAUUUCGACUUCGACGAUGCUCGACCUCUGCCAUUUUUGAGUGCUCCAUCUACUCCCAAACGUUUUGGCGAUUUUUCUCUCAGUGCUCCUACCAGUCCUUCGCGUAUGGCGGAAUUCUAUAAUCGUUUUGAUGAUGCCUGGGACUCAAUUCCUCCUACACCUAAAUCUCCAAAUAUGGGAGAUAAUUUUGAUUUCGCUUUUGAUUUCAAGUCGGAAUUAGUGGAGAAUUCUCUGACCGCCGAAGAGCUUUUCGACGGAGGUAAAAUCAGGCCAUUAAAGCCUCCGCCACGAUUACAGGUAGAUGAGAGGAGUCCGCUUUCUUCGCCGAGGUCACCUAGAUCACCAAUAGCUCAAGGAAAAAAGAUUAUUAGAGAAGUUUUUUCCCCCAGAAAGAAGAAAGUAUCAGAUCCGUUUGCUUUAGCAGCUGCGAAUACUCGAAAGAAAACUGAAGAUGAUAGAGGAAGAGAGAGAACUCCAGGAUUAGGAUACAGUUCAAGCCGUAAAGGAGCAAGAUCGCUAUCUCCAUAUAGAGUUUCUGAAUAUCCAUGGGAAGAAGACGAAAGACGGUUACAGGAACUCGCUAAACAACAAACAGCAGCUCCAAAUUCAAAAGGUUCAAUGCUUUCAUCUAAUUCUUCUUCGUCUUCGUCUUCGUCUUCGGUUUCUACCACAACAAAAAGUUCUUCAAGAAAGUGGAGAUUGAGGGAUUUUCUGCUUUUUAGAAGCGCAUCUGAAGGAAGAGCCUCGGAUAAAGAUCCUUUCAGGUCUAAGUAUCCAUCUUUCUUCAGGAAACCUGAAGAUACAAAGAACACUAGUUUCCGAUCCACGGAUAGUACCGGAUCAAGAAGAAAGGGACGCGUCUCGGCUCACGAAUUGCAUUACACGACGAAUAAAGCUGCGUCGGAAGAUUUGAAGAAGAAAACUUUCCUGCCAUAUAAGCAAGGUAUUCUAGGGAGAUUUGCCUUCAAUCCCGGUCAUGUAAAUGGCUUCGGGAAUCUUUCCCGUUAACCAAUCAUGGAGUUGGUAUCCAUCAAUAUGGAAUUUUUUCAUUGAUGUCGACGAAAAAUGUUGUAGAGCUCUAAGAAAUUCUUUUGUUUUACUUGAAAUUGUAAAAGGAUGGUAAAUAUUGUUGUACCCAUAUCUGAUAUAGCAUCAAAGCUCAGAUAUACCUACGGUUAUAUAUCAUUUCAUUCACUUUUGUAUAUUGUCAGUUCAGUUCCCUUCUUGUCUACUCAUCUCUUUUACCAAUACAUAAAAGAUUUUCUUUUGGGAA